Ceratitis capitata (Mediterranean fruit fly) is the source of this 12181-nucleotide messenger RNA. RefSeq names its product mucin-5AC (gene shn). Gene Ontology annotation, cellular component: nucleus. NCBI's taxonomy places the organism in Eukaryota, Metazoa, Arthropoda, Insecta, Diptera, Tephritidae. Gene Ontology annotation, molecular function: RNA polymerase II cis-regulatory region sequence-specific DNA binding; zinc ion binding; DNA-binding transcription factor activity, RNA polymerase II-specific. The record is from RefSeq and is a predicted model, not a curated record. Gene Ontology annotation, biological process: regulation of transcription by RNA polymerase II. The transcript is spliced from 8 exons. Bases 2468 to 11545 code for a protein of 3025 amino acids.
UGCUUUCUCUCCCGAGCGUGUGCACGCUCGCAUACACGCCAUUCUGUUAACCAAGCGCUACUGCCUGUCAAUGCGGGUCUGCUUUGGUGUACCGCGCUCACGGCCGUUUGUUUGUUAUUUAAUGCCUUUAGAGAAACACGUUCGUACAUUAGUGCGCGGACGUAACAAUGCUUUGCUGUCGUUUGUUGGCCAAAACACACAAAAUCAAAUAAAAAGCACUUCAAACUGAUACAAACAAAUAAAUCAACAAAUGUAAUAAUUUUGAAAUCAAAGAAAGAAGAGUGAAUAAAAAAUUGUGAAAAGCAUAAGUUAAUUAUUUUAUACGGUUUCAAAAACGUUCAGUUACUGCGCUUAUCAGUGAGAAAAAAUAAUAAUAAAAUAGCGUGUGUUCGUGUGUUUUUGACUUUGUGCUUUUACAUUUUCGGCAUGAAAACAGAAAUGUGUUUUACGCGUAAUUUAACUAAAAAUAUGAGUUUUCGAUUUGUGUCUUUUGGCUGACGUUUGCGGUUAUUCUACGGUUUUGUUUACUGUUUUAUUUUGUGUGUAUGUAUGUACAUAUGAACCCACGCUCAUCAUUAAAAUUCUUAAACAUUUUGUGUCGCGCGUGCUUUGGAGGAAAAGAGAGUUAAUAUAAACAGAGUUCAAAAAUAUAUCUGUAAAUUAUGUGACGCGUGUGUGUUAUGGCGCGAAUUGAAAAAUAUGCAAACUUGACACAUAUCAACGAUUUUUAUGAAGAAUCUAUGAAAGCAUCCAUUUUAAUGAACUAAUGAAGUCAUAACUACACUUAUAGAAAAGUGCGUCAGCGUAUAUAUUUACAUAUAAGUCAAUACUUAUAAUGUUUACAGCAGAAAGCAAAUACAGAUUUCAAGCAUCUUAAAACUUUAACCUCACUUUCAUAAUAAAAAUCACAAAUUAACCAAGGAUGCGAAUGCAGCUGGUCCCUCAAGUAGACUCUAGUUCCAAGCAAUAAUAAGGCGAGAAUUGCAACGCCAACGAACUCAGUAGACAAAAAUAUCAAAAAUAAAAAAACACCGAAUAAAAAAACCUCGACAAUAAACUCGUGUUAUGUACAAAAAAGGGGCAACCCGACUAUAAGAAAAACAAAAGCUCUUUUGCCAUUCUAUGCAAAUUACGCUUCGCACCAGUCUCGUCAUACACCCACACAUACGUACCCACCACACACCUACACACACACACACAUGCAAGCCUGGCGUACUUGGGACCGCGGAGAGGAAUGUUGUGUGAAAAAGUGUAAAUGUCACGACGUUUAUUUAUUGUCUGCGAUAACCACAAACGCCGAAACACGAACAACAACGACAACAAGUUGGUCUAAUAAAAAGUAAGCAGCAUUUAGACUUUUUUGCAGCCACCUUUACGUAAGUGUGUGUAUUUGUGUGAGGCAACCACUACAGCGAUAGGUGUAAAAAUUAGUUGAAAAACAGCAUUUAACAACAAAAACAACACUGAUAACAUCCAGUUAGAACGAGCAAAUAAAGUGCGUCAAGGACAUUGACAAAGCCGAGCCGAAACAAUGAGGAUACGAAAACGAGUGUCUGCGAUACGAAGUUGAUAACGGAGGAUAGAGAGAACGUCAAAGCGAAAGCCAGCAACGAACUUUUGUAUUUUUCCUCUCCGAAGCGAGGAUAAAUCAGUUUGCUUUGCAACAAUUGCGAUUUCGUUGUUAAUCUUCUCUUUCGCUCUAUUACGUUCGAGAGGCAAUAGAGAAGGCCAAGGGAAGGAAGAAAAACUCAAAAUAUUAAAAGUCUGCCGUCGAUGCGCUUGAAGGAAAAUAUGCCCUGUUGCUGGAUCUUUUGGUAUGCAAAAGUCACAUAUGUGUACACACACACUUAUGUCAAUAUACUCACAUAAACCCAUUUGUAUGUACGCAUAUAACGACUAUUGCCUACUUCUCGGCUCUGCAUCGCUACUAAUUCCAAUAAAAUCAAGUCACCCGACAGCAACAGCAACGAGGAUAUAAAAAUAAAUGUGAGAAAAGUGACAGCAGCAACUAGAAAUAAACGAAAUAAAAGGAAAGCCCGCCCAAACAAAACACUCAGCAAAAACAAGAAAGAGGAAGCAAAUUCUUUCCACCAACAAAGCCAACCGAGGGACGUUUCAUUCCCCAACAAUCAUAGAAUUCACCUUAAAAUGCUUUGAGGAUCAAGCAGGUAUUAUUAUCGAUUACAGCGGCAAAGACACAAAUGUGUGGAAGGAGUGGCAGUAGUGGAAGAAAGACACCACAGUAAUAACCGUAACAACAGCGACAACCACACAAAAUUACUUAUACAACAACGAUUUAGGAUUGUCUUUAUAUUUAUAUUUAUAUUCGUGUGCAUAUGUGUUUGAUUGUAUGAGAAACACACUCUUAGUCAUAUUGUCUCAGUUACAAACUAGCAAGAGCUGAGGAACACACGCUUUCAGGACCACUAGUACCACUCCACCAAUCUACAAAUAGAAAUUUCACAAAAUGGCACGUCGCAAAGGAAGCGGAAGAGGAAAAACAAUAGUGAAUUCACGCAAGUCAGCGUUGGAGAAUGCACGUGAAAGGCUCAAAGAUGAUCCCGGUGGUACAACAACGCAAUCACGUCAAUCGCAACAACAACAACAAAAAAAUCACAUCAACAGCAAUAUGGAAGCUGCCUCAACCACAACAACAACAAAGCACUAUAACAAAUCAGCAAAAUUACAAAAUAAUCAUCAUCGUUCUGCGGAACGACGCGGCUCAUACCGCACGCACAGCGACGGCGCCGAAAGUCAUGCAGGCGGUGACAACAUCAAAGUACAGAAACAGACAGCCAAACAGGCGAAAGCGGCAAUAGCUGCGGCUCAACGUGUCGCGGCAACGGCUGCAAACUCCGUAGAAAACAGCAAAGGGACGACUGCUGUUGGCUCUAUUAAAGAUCCGCUAGCUAUAGGUGCUGACACUGGCAGUAGGGGGGCUGGCAGCCGAGCAAAGGACGCUAAAGGAGAACAAAAGACUGUGGGAAAAUCACUGGAAACGACCGCAGCAAAUGCCAAUAACAACAGCAACAGUAACAACGCCGCGGGUAGCAGUAGCAACAGCAAACAGAGUGAUAAUAGUAAUAGUAGUUCAAGUAGAAAUAAUCUUAGUACAUUAAGUCGGAGCGACAAGUCGCAUCAGCAGCAACCGGAGCAGCAGGAUGCCAGCAACAAUAGUGGUGAUAAGAAAACCUCAACAGCAACAAUUGCUACCAACAAGCCCUCGGAGAGUGCAAUGGAUGCGGCGCCUUCAGCUGCGCCAACAGCAGAUACUAAUUCCUGGAAUAAUGCUCGGUAUUUACAUAAGAAAUUCAAACGCCUCGCGAGCACGACAGAUGUGGACAGCCUCGUGGCGGCGGAGAGUCAGAGUUUGAAUGCGGCAGGAAGUAGUGCUAGCAGUGAGGCUGGCAGUGAGAGGGCGCAAAUUCGUACCACCUCAUUAUCCUCAUCAUCAUCAUCCGCUUCGACGAGCUCCAUCUCGCCCCCACCAGCAACGACGCCGAGCGCCGCGUCUGCCGCAACCAAUAAUGAGCAAAUAACCUUCGCCAAAACGCUGGCAAACGGCGAAACGCAUACGAGCCCCAUAGCUACGAAUAUUGUAAAAUAUACCGGUGCACUUGCAGACAUAAGCGGGAAACUUGAAAUCAAAAGCUAUAAUAACGACACCUCAGCGCAGCAAUUGGACAUGGAGCAGCUGCCUCAAACGAUGUUGCAACUUUUAGAGACUCAACAUAGCCAAAGUGGAGUCAACAGUAACAACAGCACUCUUCCCAGCACGGUGGCUGCCAACACUGGGCGCUAUGUGUGUCCCUAUUGUAACCUUAAUUGUACAAAGCCCUCAGUGUUGCAGAAACACAUACGCGCGCAUACCAACGAGCGACCUUACCCAUGCGACAUUUGCGGCAUAGCAUUCAAAACGAACAGCAAUUAUUACAAACAUUGCCGAUCGCGUUCACACGCCGCACGCAAACGGGGUAUUGAAGUACCCAUUAGCGCCGAGGAUGGGCUAUUCGGUGGCUCCGAUCAAGAGGGUGAUCCGGAGUUGAGCAAUAGCAGUUCAGAUGUGCAGAUAAGUCGCACCGCUUCGCCACUUGAGGAGAUGAGUAACGCCAUCUCACCUGCGGCAUUGAGCGCAAACGCGCCGGCAAACAGCAUCAAUACACAACAGCUGCAGAAUAUCCAACAGCAGAAGCAGCAUCAAGUCAGCGCUAGACAAUCGCCACAUCUCGCGUUGCCCUCCACACUUUCGCCUUCUUCUCUGUCAUCAACAAAAAGCGCUUACCUGCAACAACCCUCGCCACAACAAACACAACAAUAUCCGCUCGGCUCGCCUGCUGCCGGAACCCUGCCACCGCCACCUUCAGCGAACACGUCCAUCGCCGCAACCACAAUUACGGCCGUUGCGACCCCAACCAAAGAGACAGGCUCUACCACCGAGCAUAAACCGUACAAACCGAAAUUCCACAAUGCUGCUUUAUACGCUUCGAUAAAAGAGGCAGCAGCGAAGGCUGCCAAUGCUGGUGUGGUUCCUCCUCCAGGCCUGCUCCAGCCAUUGUCGCUCCAGCAUCAGCCCCUACCUCAUCAGCAGUUGGCCCAAGCUACGUCGACAAAUAGUAUACCUACGCCCCCGGCGGUGCAUUUGACGACCAUAAUACCACAAGGCCAAACUCCGUUGACUCCACCACCACCAACAACCGCGCAUCACCCGUCACUCUCGCCCAGUACACAAGUGAAAUUGAACAACCAUAUUAAUACCCAUCAACUGCAACUGCAGAUGCAGCAACAACACCAACAACAACUGCCACAAGCACUACAUGUGCUGCAGCCGCUCAAUGCCGGCAUUCCGUUACACCACGUUGCGGCAUUGCCGCCUAAAAACGCUGUUCAACGCCCCGAUAUGAUAAACGCGGUGGCGGUGGCGGCAGCUGCCGCGGCUAACAUGGGCUAUAUGCCCGCGGCACGUGUGCUCUAUCCAGGCUGCAUCGAUUUUCCACCUGACGCUUUGCACAUGAUGAUGCCAGAUAGUAGGCAGAAGCUACACUAUCCGUACAAGUGGCUAGAACAAGAGUUGCAGCAACACUUCCACAAAGUAACGCAGCAGCAGCAACAGCAAUUGCAGCAUGUACCCCCAACGCACGCUCCACCCACGCCCCCUACAGUGGUCAAAUCGAAUGUCACGCAAACCGUGCAUAACCGAGCGCCCAGUGGUCCACAGGCCCAGCUCGCAGGCUCGGCCCUCAUGACGGGCAUGCAACAAAUGCCUGUAGGAGGAACAGUUCUGCCGCCAACUCAGCAGACCCCGUUGUCAUACCUCACCAACACCAGCACAACCUCUGCCGUCGGUGUGGUGAGUACUGCCAGCAGCAACACCACACCCACAAUAAGCCCCGGCCUCUUACACAGCAAUAUCUCCAAUGCCGUACAGGAGCACAUUACCAAGCUGAUCUCACAAAAUGAAGCGAUUGUAGAAAAUAAAGCGGUACUUUUGCAAAAAAAAUAUCCAAAGGGUCUUAGCCGCUCUCGUAGCUUCAACAAUAACGGUGGUGGGCCAAACCUUAGCGGCUCUACAGCUGGCUCAACGUCUAAUACCGGCAACAGCAUUGGUUUGGUCACCACCACCUCAGCGGGGGGAAGCGAGAGUGCCACCAAUGCAAAACUCGCACAAGCCAUCGUCCAAAAGCAGCAACAACAACAGUUGCAGCAACAACAACAGUUGCAGCAACAGCAACAGCUGCAGCAGCAACAACACUAUCAACAGCAAUUUCAGCAGCAGCUGUUGGUGGGCACGCAAGCAAUGCAAAUGCCGCCGCCAGCCAAGCAACAACAACAACAUCUCGCACAACUUCGUAUGGAAGAGCAAGUGCAACUGCAUCAUCAGCAACAACAGCCGAUGCCUCAACAACAACAUUUGCAGCCUAACGGCAUAUCCAAGCAUAUGACGUCAGCUUCUGUAAUAACAAAACCUAGCAACACAUCAUCGGUUCCACCCCAACACUUACAACCACCGCAUCAUCAUCAACAGCAUUCGAUGCAAACUUCUUAUCGACAGCAGCAACAGUCAGUGAUUGGAUCAGCAGGCAUACCAUCACAAGAUACGCGGCGCCCGACUCCACCGCCCUCAACUGCACAGCAAACCACUUUCGCCAUGCAACAGGUGAACACAUUGCCCACUUCGAUUGCAAAUAUGAAUGCGCCAUUAAAUCUUUCCGCGAAACCAAAUGCUCGUCAAGAGGAGCAAACCGAAACCAUUCCAGCCAGCACCCCGAGCAGCAUGCCGCAUAAGCGCCAAUCCAUCGAAACCCAAAUAUCCAAUUCCAGUAAUGAUGGCAUGACAAGCAGUUCGAUGGCGGCCAUAUCUGCAACAACCAGUAGCGGCUCAACAAAUACUAAGCAACCAACGAACGUCUCCAUUAUUAAAAACCUGUUGCUGAACGCACGCGGCUUAGCCGUGCCAACUGGAGAGGGUGAGGACGCUGUUUAUAAUUGCCCUCUCUGUUCGAAUACGUUCCGCACAGCAGAGGAUCUACAGCUGCAUAAUAGUACUUACUGCCAGGGUGCAAGUAGCGCGCCUAUAAGCCCGGUAGGAUCGCCCUCAUAUCGCUACUUUCGCUCUAACUCAAUGACUUUAAAUUUGCCCGAACUGAAGAACACCAUCUUCCGUUCUCGUGAUCCGUUACCACUCGCCAAAUUGGCCUGGUAUCAGCUACGCACGAAGCCCAGUUCCUUGGUUCUGAGUCGUCUCAGCGCCUCGCAAGCGGGCAGUUCUAAGGCCACUACAACCACGACCACUUCAGCUACAUCCACAGCGCCGACUAGCUCUACGAGCAGUAGUAGCGUUGCCAGCUGCGUCGCUUCACCGAGAUGUACACCACCCAGCGGACUACCCAGUGCUCUCGCAUUACCCGAUCCGAACAUUGUGCGCUUAAUCGAUGCACCACUUCCAUCACCCGGGCCACUUUUGGGAAAAACACCACUUGUCGACUUUGGUAACACCAGUGAUGCGCGAAAAUCGGAAGAUGUGAUCAUAACGAAAAUGCACGAAGAUCGUCAAUUUGAUUCACAUGUGCUGCCAGCGAAACGACCCAAAAUGGCAUUAGACAACGCUGAAUCCUUUCUUCUCGGAACAGCACCAGCCAGCAGUGGAAGUACAACAACUGCAGCGUCUAGCAAGCGCUUAAGUAUCAACACCAUCAGCGGCGGUGACAUGCAAUUGCUGUCGAACCCAGGUACCAGCGAUCUUGUCAAAAAGGAAGAACGCAUUCGUCGUUUCGCUUCUUCCGGAGGCUGUAUAAUACCGCUUUCCGAAUGCAGCGACGUCGAUAAGAGUCCGAAAAUGAUUCGUACGCCGCUAUUGUCAGGCGGUAGUUUUCAAGAGGUCUCACCCAAACCGAAGGACAAAGAGAACAAAAAUGUUAUCAGUGGCUUAACUUUCAGCAGUAGUUCGGCUUUCACACCAAAGCUAGGCUUGAACGGGCUCGGUUUGCCUUCAAAUGGACCCCCGAAUUUUCAGUUUUCUAUUAACCCGAUAACAGCAUUCAAUCCCCUAACACUGCCACCUCUGCAUAAUAUGUCCGGUGGCGGUGAGAAAAUUAUUCCACAUGUACCAGGUAUACCAGGUCCUAACAGUCUAACGCCACAAUUACCUCCUCCGCAACAUUUGCAGUUGCCGCAAGUUUCGUCCCAAAUAUUAUCGGGUGGGCGCACACUAAGCCCAAAUCGAAAAAAAACACAGAGUCCAAUGUUAUUAUCAAACAGUGCUAGCCCCAAGAGCAUGACUCUACUUCAACAGGAAAAUCUUAAGUCAUCAUCGCCAUUCCAAGGAAUACCUAAUGAGUUUGAACGAGGCUCAUCAGUAACAAGCAUUCGAUCGGCUAGAAACUCAACUCAAAAUAUUCCACCGAACUCUUCCACGAAAUCUGUCUAUAACAACGGCUUAGAAGUACCGAAAAAAACAUUCAAUUUCACACGUAUGGCUGACAAUGUAAGCCCCCGCAAAGCCAGCAACAUUAACGUGUUGAAGAGCUCGCCACCCGUGAAUGAAGUUCGCCAUUUCAAUUUCGACCAUUUGAGCAAGGACACCCAGAUUAACUCACCAGCAAGCUCAACACUCACACCUUUACAUGUCGACAUUACUUCUAACUCAGCGGGUACGUCUGCGAAUAGCAGUGGCCCAGAUCCCAACGAUGCCGAGACAAAGAAAAAUAAGUUUUUGCGACCAACUAGUCUACCACUGAAGCCAGGAACCUUCACCCCGAAGAGGCAUCAUGGCAUCACACCAACUGCCAAUACUUUACCACUGAUCUCACCAGAAACGCCACGUCCAUCGAAAUCGUGUGUUCAACUCUACCUAAACGGCCACGCCUAUACCUAUUUGGGUCUAAAAUGCAGCACGAAAAUGUUCUACUGCACGGUGAACUGCCCACAGGCGUCGUACGUUGCGGGCGCUCAAAAGCUCUCCAUGUACAGCGUGUGGAAGGUGUGCGCUGAAAAUAACCCACAUCCAUUGGGCUUCAAGCCUAAAUUGGUGAUGUCGUUAUAUGACUCGCGGCAGAAGACUUCCACCAGCACCAUGGCUGGCACAAAUAGGAUGCCCUAUACGCUGGUAGUCUCCCAACAUACCGUUAUGACGCCAUUUGAGAAUAAUCAAGGCCAAUACCAGCAUCAUCAAUUGAAACAAGUCGCUCUCAACACCAACACAACGGAGAGUGGUGAACAGCUGAAGAAAAGUAGCACAGAUAGUAGCGGGAGCGUGGAUGGUGGCGUCAAAAAGGAGCCAGCAAGUGGUCAAAUGUUAGUAGGCGGCUAUGAGUCACACGAAGACUACACUUACAUACGUGGCCGCGGUCGAGGGCGUUACGUAUGCUCAGAGUGCGGUAUCAGGUGUAAGAAACCCUCAAUGCUGAAAAAACACAUACGCACACACACUGACGUGCGGCCCUACACAUGCAAACACUGUAAUUUUAGCUUCAAAACCAAGGGAAAUCUCACUAAGCACAUGCAGUCUAAAACGCAUUUCAAAAAAUGUCUGGAGCUCGGUAUCAACCCCGGUCCCAUGCCAGCCGAUGGGGAGUUUCUGGAACCAGAACCGGAAUUCGAUCAACAAUCAACCACUUCGGCUGGUGGACGCACAUCGUCCAUUCCAGGGGAAUCGGACUCAGAUGAUUAUAGUGACAACGAGUCCGAAAGCAGUGAUACUGACGAGUCGAAGUCGCGUCUGCUAGAACAUGAGGCUGCACGUUGUCUACUCUCACUCUCGAUGACACCACCCAUAGGUCAAAGUAUUUCACCACAUCCAAAAUGUGAACCAAAUCCAUAUCAGCAAAACGAAGCAACUGCAAUUUCCUUCGUAGGACACCCCAACGUGGUGCCAGCAACCACCACCAGCAGCAUCCAUCCCACCGGUAUUAAACGAGUCAUAUCAUUUAGUUCACCAAAACCACCCUUCGACUAUCAGAAACAAGAGCAAUACUACUCCAAUCCCGAAGAAUCGAAACCAAAACAUAACAACAACACCGCCUCAGCCAGUUACGAAAGCGCUCCAAUUGAUCUUACCAAACCACGAGUCGUACCAAAUGCUACGCUAACAGCCACAACAGCAGUAGUAACCGCGACUGAAAUGAUUGUAACCAGCGCGUCAGCAGUCGCAGAAUUUAGCCUAAAGAACUCGGUGUCACUCCCCAGUCCACCUGUACAGACACAAGCCCAAAUACGAGACGUUAUCUUCGGUAGUAGCAGCAACGAAUCUGGCUUCCUCAAAACGCUUAUCUCUGUGUCGGACAAAGUACGCAGCUCGACUGAGAUGUUAGAGAACUACAAGAACAGUGAUGAGCUCUCUCAAGCAUAUCAAUACCACAAAGCUUUCCAAUAUCAUAAGAUCAAGCAAAUCCAAAUGAACCAAAGCUUCCCGGAUGCAAUCAAUGUGAGUGCCAUUAACCAGAGUUUUGUCAGCACACCUGCCAUGGCUACAGUGAGUGUGGCAAAUGCUGGGCUUGGCUCAGCCCUGGCAACAGCAGCAAGUGCCAAUAAUGGCAUUAGAAUCUCUGCUAGCAUAGCGUCUACAGCGGUGUUAACAAGUGAAAGUACAGAAACAACCGCUAGCCCCAUAAACUUGAACACGGCAAAUAGUAUUGGUUACAAGCCUUUGGAUAGUGCAUCCAACGAGACGCAAGAGAAGAGUACCACCGCUGUGUCGAUACCGACAAUCGAAGUUAGUAAGGUACCAACUGAGGAUUCGAAGAAUGUCCAGGAUGUGACGACAAUACCGAGCAGCACUAAAGCCAACGCGCCCAUCAGUGUCAGCGCUAGCAAAAAUUCGUCGAGUACCAAAUCUACAAGCGUUACGGUCUCUUCUAAAUCAUCCGAUGAAGGCGAAGACAGUGAAUGUAUUUCGGAUCAAGAGCAAACAACGGCAGCUAAACGCAGCCGCAGUAUUAGUAACUCUACAUCUACCAACAACAGCGCAAACGCUGAGUCGCAUAAUGCCAAACUGCCUGCAGUGGUUGCUCAACCCGGCACCACCGAAUUCACAGGCGUCCUCUCUGCACCCGGACGUACGGUGGUUGUGGGUGAAGAUGGACUAAAGAAUUCUAGUAAUAAAGAGAUACAACCUGUAUAUCCACGAGGACGCAUAUCGCCCGAUGGACGCCCUGUGUGCAAAGUUUGCACCAAAACCUUUCAGACGCAGGGUCAGUUGUCGCUACACAUGAAUAUUCAUUAUAUGGAGCGUAAGUUCCGCUGUGAACCGUGUGGGGUAUCCUUUCGUACGCAAGGUCAUCUGCAAAAACAUGAACGUGCCGAGGCGCAUAAGAAUAAGGUAAUGAUGACGUCCACAUUUGGUGUACCGACGACUUCCAAUCCACGUCCAUUUGAAUGCACCGAUUGUAAAAUUGCCUUUCGCAUACAUGGGCACCUUGCUAAACACUUGCGAUCGAAAACACACGUACAAAAAUUGGAAUGUUUACAAAAGUUACCAUUCGGGACUUAUGCCGAAAUCGAACGCGCUGGCAUCAGUCUAACCGAAAUCGACACAAGCGAUUGUGAGAACUCACUCAUCUCACUGAAAACUUUAGCACAGAAGUUGAUUGAGAAGGACCCAAACAAAUUGGGCAGUUACACCACACCUUCGGGCAUGAGUGCGGUUAGCAGUAGUGGAAGUGGCGGAUUGGUCGAGUCAUCACCGCCGAACACUAAUCACAAUGCCAUCGUUUCGCAAGACAGCGCUUCCGAAGACGGCUUUAGCGCAGCAACGAUCGCGGCUGCCACCGCCAUCGCCUCACUCGAUAAUGACAGCGCAACAAACACGCCAAAACGCGCCAAUUCCACAUCGGAAGAUGAAGCAAUCGCUAAUGGUUUGAAUAAUAGUCUGAAACGUCGCCUGCCAGGCAAUUUUAGUAACGGCGAAGAAAGUGAUAAUCCCACUGAGGGCACAAACAGUGAAAAACGUGCGCGCAUUUCUUCACUCUCCAGCAUUGGAACUUCCAGCGCUAUGGCAGCCGUUGGCUCACCCGCGUCCAUUACCUCCUCGACUGCGUCGUCGAAUAACUGACAUUAUGCCUAUGCGCCACCAAGCGGAUGAAUAAGAAAUGCGUCUCCAAUGCACGAGACACCGGCACGAGCGCAACAACAGCCACACAUACAGCAGCUACAAAGGUCACACGUAGGGCAUUGGCAGACGCCCAAUCUGCCGUAUAAUAAAUACCGAGGCAAUAAUAGCGGGCCUUGGUGCAGUGGUGGCUUGGAGCAAAGGCAAUGUCAUUUACUGUUGCAAUAUCCAUCGCGAAAAUCAAUGGAAAGACAGUUUGCGAUGUCUCAGCUCACGCAGCGGAAGUUCUAGCGGAAGCUGGUCCGUUCUUUCGACAGAUGAACAAAGUAUUUAGAUAUUAUAGAUAAUAUGAUUUUAUAAAAAGUAGUCCCGGCAGCUGUGCUCAUUUGGAAUAUAAGGACAGCAAACUAUUUUUGAACAAGAAACACACCCCAAAACAGCGCAUAUCCCGUAUUACAUAUCGUAUGAAUAUGAACAGUUAAAAUAGUAUUAUAUUUACUUUUAUGACUAAAAUCUUUUUUUUUCAAAUCUGUAAAUUCUUAACUUACAUUAUUAUAUAUAACAUUAUGUAAAACACAAUUUGAAAUUUCCAAAACAAAAAUACAUUUGAGCACAACUGUCGCUACUUUUUUCUAAGCA